Molecule: messenger RNA, 378 nt
Organism: Xylona heveae TC161
Lineage: Eukaryota; Fungi; Ascomycota; Xylonomycetes; Xylonales; Xylonaceae
Exons: 1
Coding region: 108-323 (71 amino acids)
Source: RefSeq, a predicted model, not a curated record
AAGCAUUUUGUAGCCCUUUUUGUCUUAUUCUCCGUUUACAUCACGUCUGAACAGAUUUGCCGCGUUCCCCCCGGUUUCUUGCCUCAGUUUCGAACUUCGAGCAUGUGAUGAUUUUCAAUCAAGGAACUGUUUUACGUUUUAUGAAACUCGACGCAAAAUGCUACAUGAUUGCUCUAUUCUUUCUUUCAGCUUUUUGGAUCUAUUAUUGGUUAUGCAGUUGUUGGGGCAAUGUUGGUGUGCCAAAUUAUUGGAAUAUUCUACUCGACGUCAGUUAUGAAAAGCUACAUUUCGACUCCGACACUCAAAUCUUUAGAUGUCUAUAGCGAACAGGAUCUCUCUUCAUGUGAAGUUUUCUCUUCGCAUGUAAUUCUGCUUGAA